AAAUGGCUGCUAUUAAAAGAACCUAUGAAGCCGCGAUAUUCACACACCCUCUAACGCUGAGUGUGAUUAGAGUUGCCAGUGGUUAGGCAAACAUACUAGCAAGAUAACAUUUAAAUAAAACAACUAGCUAGCUACUUACCGGGAGUCGCAUCUUUCCGAUUUUGGUAGAGCAGAUCACCGAGCCCCCCCAGCCAAGCCAACACUCCCGACCUGUUGCUCCACUGAAGAGACCAAAUUGAUCAUCAAACUCCCGGUAGGAGCGAACAAGCUGGUCCCUAUGGUCGACUCCCAAAUUACCCAAGUGACGGAGCUUUAAUGUUGCUGCCUAGCUAGUACCGAAAUUUAAAUGACGAACGCCCAGGUGCCUCUUGAGGAAAGCACUAGACCAUUGAAUUCCAGGCAGGAAGUGGUUCCACGGCCAGGCCUCCACAGAAGGCCCAUGACGGCUCCAAAGACUCAGAAAGACAAGGCGUCUAAGACGAAGAGAGUGUUGCUGACUGUCGUAAUGGUUGUGGUUUUACUUGGCAUACUGGUCACUGCAGGAUACUUCAUUAAGGUGCUGAUUGAAAGCAAAUAUUUCUUCUGCAAGCGUUCAGUAAAGUUCAUCCCCAUAGAAAAAGCCUGUGAUGGGAAAGAUGACUGUGCUGGAGGAGAGGAUGAAAUGACAUGUCUGUCAAGCUUUAAGGACAACACUACCUUUCCAGUGCGUCUCAUAACAGAGCAGCUGGUCCUGCAGGUGUACAGUAGUGGCCCAGGUUGGCGGAGUGUGUGUAGCGACGACUGGACUGAGCAGAACACACAGACAGCAUGUAAACAACUGGGCUACACAUAUAAACCUCGUAACACCAGUGUCCCAGUGGACACCCUGACGUCUUUCCUAAAAACUGGGCCAUUUACAGCUAUCAGGCCUGGGACUACAAACACACCCAUACAUCAGGCUACCAUUGACCGCAGUGUAUGCAGUUCCGGAUCUGUGGUAUCUUUGUCUUGUUCAGACUGUGGAAAGGUGCACGGUGAGGACCGUAUUGUCGGGGGUACAGAUGCUGUCAUUGAAGACUGGCCCUGGCAGGUUAGCCUGCAGCAGGAAGGUCAACACACAUGUGGAGGCUCACUGGUGUCACCGAGUUGGGUUGUCACUGCCGCCCACUGCUUUACUGGCAGUAAAAAGGAGCUGAGUCGCUGGAGUGUGGUGUCAGGCCGGACAUACAUGAGCAUACUGGGUGGUUCCUGUGUGGACAGGAUCAUAGUGAAUGGAAACUACAAUUCAGCACAAAACGACUACGACAUUGCACUGAUCAGACUCUGCAGCCCAAUCACAGUGGGAGUGGGCCGCAAGCCGGUUUGUUUACCUCCUAAAGCAUUUGGCCUUCCUGCCGAUGCCUCCAUGACUGUGACUGGCUGGGGAUACCUGAAGGAAAACGGUAAUGUUUCUCCUACACUUCAGAUGGCCUCUCUCCUUCUGAUAGACCCGGCGCAGUGUUCCAGCCCCACAGUGUAUGGUAGUAUCAUAACCCAAAGGAUGAUCUGUGCUGGUUUCCUGCAGGGGGGAGUGGAUGCCUGCCAGGGGGACAGUGGGGGGCCUUUGGUGUACUUCACCUCUUCUCAGUGGCAUCUGGUUGGAGUGGUGAGCUGGGGCAUUGGCUGUGCUCGGCAGGGAAAGCCAGGUGUCUACAGCAACGUUGAAGAGAUGCUAAACUGGAUUUAUACGGUCAUUGAGGAUAACCCCUGAGGUCCUCUAUCAUGCUGAGCAGCCACCUCAAGACUCAGUCCAGUCUACCUUGGACACUCUGUGAAACUAAAAGAAAGCUUUUGGUUCAACAUGGUUGACUGGAGAUGGGAGACAGAAGGGGGAAGUUGAAGAUCAAUCUCAGCAGCAACACAAAUUAACUGCUAAACACAGCCAUACGCAAAAACACCACACACACACACACACACACUUUCUUACUUCUUACUUAUUUCAGGUGUUAUUUGUGCUAUUUCAGGCGCUUGUCUCAGGGAACAAGUAUAUUUAUGUUAUGUGUCUCUGGCCAGUCUGAUUUGUGUCGGAAUGGACGACGAUAGAAUAUUUGGUAUUGACGUGAGGAGUUAGCAAUAACUGUACAAACCGUUUUAACUGUUUGGACCUUAGCAGAGUGGCAGACAUCAGACAUAAUGUACUUGAUUAUGUGCUAUGAUUUACUGUGUGUAAUGUUAUGAGGGUUUAUACAGAAAACUACAAUGUACAGGAAGUUGACAGACAGCCAGAGCAGCGGCAGCAGAAGUCGGUGUGAAGCUUCAGGUUAUUAUCACCAUUAUAAGUGUAGUCCAGGAGUUUAAUGCAUUUGAUGCUGAUUUAGUUGACCUGAUGUAUGUCCCUAUUGAAGGGAAUAUGCACCUUUUUUACUGCACAGAUGGUGUGCUUGUUUCCUAUCGCAUAUUGAUUUACAUGAGCACUUUAAGUAAGAAGCACAUGACCUUACUGUAUGUGCAGAUGAUUUGAGUUACUAAUGCACUGACCACUAAAACUCAAACCACUGUUGUGUGUUCAUAAUGCCACCACACUGGGUUUCAAAGUGCAAUCGGAUAUCCAGCGUGCCUUCAGAAAACUCACCAUGGCCAGAAUGUAGAGUGGUGGGUCUUUGCCUUUACAGCUAAAAUUAUAUAAAUGUAAUUUCCUAUAAUUUGUAGCAACAGAGAUUAUAGUAGGUCAAUUUUGUAAAAUGUGUGCACUCAGGGAAAACCCUGCCAUUUCUUCAUUUUAAAUUAAUCAUUUGAAGCAAAGUAAAAUCUACCUGUAUUUUUUUAUUUUUAACGUGUGGUAUGAUAUUAAAUAGUUGUACAGGAUUAACAUUUCUUUGAGGUUUGGUGAGUGAUAACAUUUCACUGUAUAUGGUACAUUGUGUUGCUUUUUAUAUUGUAAUUUUUAAAUGUAAAUAUAAUAGACAUUUUUCUUCAACUUGG
Messenger RNA from Perca flavescens (yellow perch), 2940 nucleotides. RefSeq names its product transmembrane serine protease 4a (gene tmprss4a). Gene Ontology annotation, biological process: proteolysis. Bases 347 to 1729 code for a protein of 460 amino acids. The record is from RefSeq and is a predicted model, not a curated record. Gene Ontology annotation, cellular component: membrane. NCBI's taxonomy places the organism in Eukaryota, Metazoa, Chordata, Actinopteri, Perciformes, Percidae. Gene Ontology annotation, molecular function: protein binding; serine-type endopeptidase activity. The transcript has 13 exons.